This is a messenger RNA of Hemiscyllium ocellatum (epaulette shark), 1196 nucleotides long. RefSeq names its product proteasome 20S subunit alpha 1 (gene psma1). Gene Ontology annotation, cellular component: proteasome core complex; proteasome core complex, alpha-subunit complex; nucleus. The record is from RefSeq and is a predicted model, not a curated record. Gene Ontology annotation, biological process: ubiquitin-dependent protein catabolic process. The transcript has 11 exons. NCBI's taxonomy places the organism in Eukaryota, Metazoa, Chordata, Chondrichthyes, Orectolobiformes, Hemiscylliidae. The coding region runs from base 229 to 1017 and encodes 262 amino acids.
AGCCGAAGAGGCGACGGGCUCCCCACUGACUGUAUUGGUUUGAUUUUCUCUUUUGCAGUGAAGCCAUCAGGAGCAGAAAGUUGCCAGAGGCAGUUCUCAAAAGGUUAAAUCUGCUGCGCUCGAUGAUUCGAUGGUUUGUUUUCAUGCCUGGAAGGUAUCCAGAGGUGAUUCAUCAAACCAAGGUACUAUCGAUCACUAGCUGGACGGAAACGGCGCGGUCGCAGCAAAAUGUUCCGUAAUCAAUAUGACAACGAUGUCACGGUUUGGAGCCCACAGGGUCGUAUACAUCAGAUUGAAUAUGCAAUGGAGGCAGUGAAACAAGGUUCAGCCACUGUGGGGCUCAAGUCAAAAACCCAUGCUGUCCUGGUAGCUUUAAAGAGAGCGCAAUCAGAAUUAGCCGCUCAUCAAAAAAAGGUUCUCCAUGUUGACAAUCAUAUUGGUAUCUCCAUUGCUGGUCUUACUGCUGAUGCCAGGCUGUUGUGCAACUUCAUGCGACAGGAGUGUUUGGACUCGAGGUUUGUGUUUGACAGGCCACUGCCAGUAUCGCGUCUUGUGAGCCUGAUUGGGAGUAAAACUCAAAUUCCAACACAGCGGUAUGGAAGGCGGCCAUAUGGUGUGGGUUUGCUUAUUGCUGGUUAUGAUGAUAUUGGCCCUCACAUUUUCCAGACCUGCCCAUCUGCGAACUACUUUGACUGCAAAGCCAUGUCAAUUGGUGCCCGUUCACAAUCUGCUCGAACCUACUUGGAGAGGCACAUGGAUGAAUUCCAGGAUUGUAAUCUCAAUGAAUUGGUCAAACAUGGUUUGCGUGCAUUGAGGGAAACACUUCCUGCUGAACAGGAUCUUACCACAAAGAAUGUCUCAAUUGGAAUUGUGGGUAAAGAUAUUGAUUUCACCAUUUAUGAUGACAAUGAUGUUGCACCAUUUUUGGAAGGUUUAGAAGAAAGACCUCAAAGAAAGGCACCUCCAGCUGAUGAUGCAGCUUCAUGUGAAAAACCAGAAGAACCAAUGGAGCACUAACUUGUUCUAUCAUUUUGCGGUUUGUAACUACGUUUGUAGUACAUCAGAACAGGACAUUUGAGACAACUUAUAUUUCAGUAAAACAUAUGAAAAAUAUUGCAAUUGAUUAUUUUUCUUUUAAGGUUUUGUUACUUAUCAGAAUAAACUUACUGUAACACCAAUAAACCCUUCAUGUAUUA